GCCGGAGGAGAGAUGCGAACCGUCCCUGAUGAUCACACACAGGGGAGCGGGGACGCGUCUCUCCCGAGCCCUGCUCGCCUCGCUCCCUCUAGUCCAGCCGAGCCAAAGCAGCUCGGACCAAUCCCAGGCGAUUAUGCAAGACGGCGGACCAAUCAGCUCCGCAAGCUCAUGAAUAUUCAUGACCUCGGCUGAGUCAAAGCUUUGAGGCGAGUUUGGGGAGCUCGGCAGCAUCAUGCUUAGACUUUUCAAAGAGACAAACUCCAUUUUCUUAUGAAUGGAAAGUGAAAAUCCCGGUUCCGCUUAAAUUGGGUUCCUUCCUGUCCUGAGAAACACAGAGACCCCAAAAAGGGAAGCAGAGGACAGAGAGAGAGACAGAAAGAGAGAGAGAGACCCACACCCAGACCCAGCGAGAAGAGAUGACCAUGACUACUAUGCCAGAAAGCCUCAACAGCCCUGUUUCGGGCAAGGCUGUCUUUAUGGAGUUUGGUCCACCCAGCCAGCAAAUGUCUCCUUCUCCCAUGUCCCACGGACACUAUUCCAUGCACUGUUUACACUCUGCCGGCCACUCGCAGCCCGACAGCUCCUACAGCACAGCCUCGUCUUUCUCCAGGCCGCUGGGCUACCCCUAUGUCAACUCUGUCAGCAGCCACUCGUCUAACCCCUACAUCAGUUCAGUGCAAUCCUACCCCAACAGCUCCAGCCUGACUCAGACCCGGUUAGAGGAGACAGGGGCAGACUCGGAGAAAAGCACCGUGGUAGAAGGAGGGGAAGUUCGUUUCAAUGGGAAGGGGAAAAAAAUUCGCAAACCCAGGACUAUAUAUUCCAGUUUGCAGUUGCAGGCAUUGAACAGGAGGUUCCAGCAGACUCAGUACCUGGCUCUGCCGGAGAGAGCCGAGCUCGCAGCCUCUUUGGGACUCACGCAGACACAGGUCAAGAUCUGGUUCCAGAACAAGCGGUCCAAGUUCAAGAAGCUGAUGAAGCAAGGUGGGGCGGCCCUGGAGACCAGCGCCUUGGCCAACGGGCGAGCUCUGUCGGCCAGCUCCCCCCCGGUGCCCCCCGGCUGGAACACCACCGCGUCUUCGGGUAAGAGCUCCACGGGCAACGCGGGCACCUACAUCCCCAGCUACACGUCGUGGUAUCCCUCGGCCCACCAAGAAGCUAUGCAGCAGCCUCAACUCAUGUGAUCUACAAAACCCCGGUUCGGCCCGUUCCCGGCCUCCACUUCCCACUUGUUUAACUCCCCUCCCUGCCACACACACACACACACAUAUACUCCCCCCCGCCCAACCACCAUGAGGAAACACUUGGGACCAGAGAAGGGGAAGAAGGGAAAGAAAGAAGAGGAUGCAAACGAUGAGGACCACCACCGCCACCACCACCACAAUUACUCCUCCUCCAUCCCGCAGGCCUCAGCCAUAGGGACCACUUGGCUUGGAACACGCUGCACACACAACAGGCACAGAUGUGAAUCGGGGCUGCUUCCCAACUGCUGACAGCUGAGAGGAGCUGCCUCGGGCCAUCUAUUAGAUCAUCCGGAGGACAGCCUGGGAGCAGGGAGACCGGCCAACCCUCAGCUUUGUUGGGACGAUAAAAAAAAAAACCAACAAAAGUAACCCCCAAACCAACAACAACAAAAAGUUUGUAGAAAAGGUCUUCUCUGUCCUGUCUCGUCUCCUUGUCUCUCUGUCCCUGUGCUCUGACGAAUGUAGGUCAUUCGCUUGCUACCCCCCAACUUCUACGGCCUCUUGAAUAGCAAUGGGGAAAGGAGGUGGAGGGCGGAUGACACCCCCCCCUCCACCACCUUGUAAUUUUUUGGGACAUUCCCCUGUGCCCUCGCUUAUUCAUCUGUGUAGUUUAUUAGAGGGAGGUAGGGGAGGAGGGUGGGAAGGGAAUUUUAUUUAUUAAGAAAUUGACUCAAAUACCACUAUCCGAAUGCUAGACACCUGGUCACUAUCCAGCUUGCAAAGCGCACUGUUCGAAUGGACAGUUAACUCCAAAUGAAAAUGCAGUCUUAGUACAAGGGAUGCGAUUUUUAACUUUUACAAUGACUUUUAUAUUUUGCUGGUGGGGAGACGUUGGGUCCGAAUGAUUUGCAUUUUUCACAUACCCAGUGUUAAUUUUAAAAAAGAGCGAAAAGACAAAAAAAAAGCGAGAGAGAGAAAGAAACCGAGCCCACCCGCUUUCCUUCAUCCUAGGAGCGCUUGAGCGCUUUGCUUGGGCGAGAAGCAGAAUCCGAUUUCCCUCCACGAAAAAUAAAGGGCCAAGUUGACUGAUCGUCAGUGGGAAGGAAGAAACCGAGAGGCGAAACGAUCAUAUUCCACUUGGCUCCGAAGUGAGACAAUGCAGCUUUAAGACAGACCUCCAGAGGCUUUACCACAGAAUAAUGCCAACCCGAAACCUACAUGCACAUUCUCGAGUGCAGGAUCGAAUCUUUGUACAUAGUAUUAUUAAUUAUUAUUAAUUAUUAUUAUUAUUGUUCCGUAAACAUGUUGCACAAAUUUAGCCCCUUUCUUUCCGUUCUGUUUCGUGUGGCUGUAAAACAUGACGCUUUGUGAAAUGGGAAUCUCGACCUUUUACUUGUGAAAUUUCGAAGAUGUGAUCAAUUGAAAUCAACCGUGUUUAGUGUUCUAUAUGUCAAAGUUUAGUUUUAUAUUGAGAAUGUUAACUUAUUGCUUUGU
This is a messenger RNA of Tachyglossus aculeatus (Australian echidna), 2678 nucleotides long. It is a transcript of the gene DLX1, whose product is annotated as distal-less homeobox 1. The transcript has 4 exons. Gene Ontology annotation, biological process: negative regulation of transcription by RNA polymerase II; embryo development; cell differentiation. The record is from RefSeq and is a predicted model, not a curated record. Lineage: Eukaryota; Metazoa; Chordata; Mammalia; Monotremata; Tachyglossidae. Gene Ontology annotation, molecular function: DNA-binding transcription factor activity, RNA polymerase II-specific; RNA polymerase II cis-regulatory region sequence-specific DNA binding. The coding region runs from base 417 to 1184 and encodes 255 amino acids.